Molecule: messenger RNA, 2829 nt
Organism: Thamnophis sirtalis
Lineage: Eukaryota; Metazoa; Chordata; Lepidosauria; Squamata; Natricidae
Source: RefSeq, a predicted model, not a curated record
AUGUCCAAACUGGCCCAAAUGUUACAAGAUGACAAAGAAAAUGAGAAAGAAUUGGAAUUGUUGCUAAGUCAGCACUUGACUAGAAGCAGAAGUUCUUCAGUGAAUGAAAGGAGUUCCUAUACAACUGAGCCAGUGAGAUUUCCAAAUGAACUACAACAACUGGGAGACAAACUAGAGUAUGGCUUGAUUAGACAACCUCUGCCUAGAAGCUCUUCAACAGAACAUGCUUUACCAGACAAAGAACUGCAGAAUAAUCAAACAUAUUCCAUUGGAAAUGAUAGGCAGUUAUUACUCCCAGAAAAAUGCAGUGAGGUUGACUCACUAAAUAAAAGUGCAUCCUUAGAGUGUUUGCAUCCAAAUGAAACCUAUUCCUCACCAGAAUAUUGGUCUGAAAUCAAGAAAAACCAGACUGCCUAUUUUCCAGAUAUUGUCUCAAACAAUUGUGGAAUGCAUCAAGCAUAUGUUCCAAGUGAUAAAUUUAAGAAUGUUCCAGGAAAUAAAACAAAAGAGACAUUAUUCAUAGGUGAGGAUGAUUAUAACUUCAAAAAAGCAAGGGAGACGAUUUCCUUAGAAGAUGUUGAAGCAGGGAAGUUAAAAGAAAAUGCACUGAAAAUAAAGUAUAAUAAUAUCAAAACAGUUCAGGAACAACUUAAACAGGAAAUAGCUUUCAAAAUUCCAGAGUUAAAUUCAGAAAACUUCAUCAGACAUGAACCCCAAAGAGAAAAAGCUGAAAGCAAAAACAAAUUAUGUGUAAACAGAGGUUUAAAUAGUGAUGCCAUAGCUAAUGCUGAUGUCACAGAAAAUUAUUUGGUAAUCUCUUAUUCAGAAGACAUCGUAGAAGAAAAAUAUAAGUCUGAGUAUGAUGUUGAUAAGGAGAAAGAAAUCAUGCUGAGAAUUUUAGAGAACUCUCCAGAAAAACAAAUAUCUCCUACCAACAGAUAUAAAAAACAUGUCUUAUGUGAUAAUUAUGAAAUCAACAGGCUAACUAAGUCACCUCAAAGGGAAGAAGUAAUGACUUCCAGUGUCCCAGGUGAAAUAAAAGAAGAGCAAAUGUCAAAAUCAACAGGGCUUACAUAUUUAAGUGACAGUGGAAACUCAGAUAAAAAUAAAACAGAAAGCAAAAGUUGUAUUAUAGAUGAGUCAAAUUCUGACUCAAAAAAAGAAGAAAUUAGAAUCCCUGAGAAAGUUCAUAAUACACUUUGGGAGAGCCAAUCCCAUGUUGUACCACUAGUUGAUGAAAAUAUCUUUGUGCAAUCUAUAUUAAUAAAAACAAAGGAAAUGUCUGGUGGUAGUAGAAAGAACUUAGAAAAAAGGAAGUACAGUCAGAGUGAUAAUUCAGCAAACAGAAAUAUUUCUGAGAUAGAACCCCACCACAAUGAACCUGACGUGGUUAUUCUUAAAGAUCAGAGUACCUGGGACAGAUUGAUGAUUCAAAGGUGGAAUGGCUCAGAAAGUCAGUUGGCAGAAAGGCAAAGUGAAGCAAAUAAAAGAGUGCAGAUGAAGGAACUAACAGGAGUUGAAGCCAUGGGGGGUAUUAAUGACAAUACAAGAUGUUUGAAAGUAAGUCCCACAGAUGAACUAUUUACCUGCCAAGAUGCACUAAGGUAUGAGGAGACUUCAGUCACUAAGCAUGUUAGUACAGGAGAGACAGAAGCAGUUACAGCUGCUUAUAUAAUUAAAAUGACAUCAGAGAGCAUUCCUGAAAAAAUGUCUGCAGGUGAAAAAGCAGUAAUUGUUAAGCUACCCCAAGAGAUUGCACUAAGUGACAGGCCCACAGAGAAAAAGGAAAUAGUAUUUGAUAUACAUGAAGGAAGAAAUGAUGGGUCACAUUAUCCUCUUUGUCAAUGCAAUAGAGAGGGUGUAUUAUGUGACACCAAAUUUGGAAUAUCUGCUUCAGGUAUUAAUAAUGUGCCCACAUAUGAAACAGUACAUAUGGAAAUGAUUUCAACACAUGCAACAAAUGAAAUGUUUGCUAAAGCAGAACAUAAUUCUGUAAAUAAUUCACCAUCAACUGAAAUGUUUUGUCCUUUUUCAGCAGAAGGAAAAAUUGUUUCUGAACAAGGGAUGCAUUGUGAAGUACCAUUGAAACAUUCAGAACAUUCUUCACAAGGCUUACACAAUAAAGAAGCUGAAGAAGGAAGCAUCUGGAGUUCAUUUUCUCACAUAGGUCCCACAACUGAACCAAAAAUAUGCCAUUUGGAUGAAAAAUUGGUGGGAAGCUGUUAUAAAAACUCCUCAGUGAUAUCUACCAAAGGCUUGGUAAGCCCUCCUACUGCUGAAGUAGAAGAGAUGUUGCCUCCACCCACAGAGGCUUCAACUAAAAUUGAAGCUCAAUCUGGAUGUAACUUCAACCCAAAAGAUGAAAUAACUCAUGUUAUUCAAAAUAUCAUUAAGCCACAAGAAUUUCCUCCUAGUGAGAAUAGAGAAGGAAACAUAGGCCAGUUUCCCCAUCAAACAGAGUUCAGUCCAGAAAAACAAAUAAGGCCUACAAUUUUAAUUAGGGAACCCACUGAAGAAACAGAAGAGACAAACUUACACUCGGAAGGUUUAAUAACCAAAAAGAAAACGAAUAUUGUCAGACACGAUAAACAAGCUUUUUUUGAUCAUACAGGAAUGUCUGGCCAGCAAAAUGAAAUUUAUAAUUCACCUGCUGAGUGUCUUGUGCUAAAGCAUAUUGCUUACAAGAUACUUUAUUUCCUUUUGUUCAUUGUAUUUUGUGUAACAUUGUAUCAUUAUGAUUUAAUUGUUUGCUUUGUACUUUACUUAUUUUCAUUGUGCUGGCUAUAUUGUGAUGGUAGGAGAAACAAAAACUCCAUCAAAAAGGAAUAG